UACAUUUUGUGUUACCUGUUUCAUCUAGACCAGUUCUUCUCAUCUGCUAAAACAUAAAACUCAAAUGCCUUCAGCUCUGUGGCUGCUUGAUAUUAUAGCCAGGAUUUCCUGUCUUUUCCUGCCUAGGUGCUGAGGUGCCUUAGUUAUUUCAGGGGUUAAAAGCUGUAGCCACUGAUGCGUAUAUAUUAGGCUGUAUUCAUAGAACACAGCUUGUAGCCUGACUCAAGCUAUUACAGUCUAACAACAGUGACCAAUAGAAAGAGAAGAAAGUCCAAGAAAGCUGAGGAGGACAGGAAGGAAACACCGUGUCUAGCAGCCAAAGGCUGUGAAUUUACAGUGAUUUCUAACUGGCUUCAGAUAGCUCCAGGAACUUGACUAACAAGGCGAACAAUGAUUCUAAAAGUCUGUACAAGUCUUUUGCUCUUAUUCUUGGUCAACUCUGUGUGGACUCGAACUGUGAGACAAGUUUAUGAUGAGAUGGAUCCUGAGCAUUGGUCUCAUUACUCUUUUGAGUGUCCACAAGAGUGCUUUUGUCCACCCAGUUUCCCCAAUGCAUUAUACUGUGAUAACAAAGGACUUAAAGAAAUACCUGCAAUCCCAGCAAGAAUUUGGUACCUCUACCUUCAAAACAAUCUAAUUGAAACAGUUACAGAGAAGCCUUUUGUGAAUGCUACUCAUCUCAGAUGGAUAAAUCUGAACAAGAAUAAGAUCACCAACAGUGGAAUUGAGAGUGGUGUGCUGAGCAAGCUCAAAAGGCUGCUUUACUUAUUCCUUGAAGACAAUGAAUUGGAAGAGGUGCCUGCCCCAUUACCAGUGAGCUUGGAACAGCUAAGACUGGCUAGAAACAAAAUCUCCAGAAUCCCAGAAGGAGUCUUCAGUAACCUGGAAAAUCUUACUAUGUUAGAUCUGCACCAGAACAGUUUGUUGGACAGCGCACUUCAAAGUGACACCUUCCAGGGACUCAACAAUCUUAUGCAACUCAACAUAGCAAAAAAUUCACUCAAGAAAAUGCCUUUAAGCAUUCCAGCUAAUACACUACAGCUAUUUUUGGACAACAACUCGAUUGAAGUGAUACCAGAAAACUACUUCAGUACAAUACCCAAAGUGACUUUCCUUAGGCUGAACUACAAUAAAUUAUCUGAUGAUGGUAUUCCCCCCAAUGGUUUUAAUGUUUCAUCUAUUCUAGAUCUACAGCUGUCUCACAACCAGCUCACUAAAAUUCCACCGAUCAAUGCUCAACUUGAGCACCUUCACCUUGAUCACAACAGAAUCAAAAGUGUCAACGGUACUCAAAUAUGCCCAGUAUCAAUUGCUUUAGCAGAAGACUAUGGUUUGUAUGGCAACACCCCUCGCCUCCGAUAUCUUCGUCUGGAUGGAAAUGAAAUUCAACCCCCAAUCCCAUUGGACAUCAUGACGUGUUUCCGACUACUUCAAGCUGUUGUAAUAUAAAGAUAUUGCAGUGUCUUGUAUCCCUCUUGUGCUAUGAAAGUACUAAAAUACAAGUUUUGCUGGAAUGAAACUUGUUCUAGCUCAUAAAUCAAGAAGUAACAGCUUUAUCUGGACUUUAUUUUUUUCUGUGCUUGCAUCUUUUCUACAGCUGAGAAGGUGGUUAUUCUUUCAGAAGAGAUUUCAGAUGGACAUGAAACAUGUGCUUAACACUUUACCUAAGAAUUCCUAGUGCAAAUAUACUGCACAUCGUCUCCAUAAGAUCUCAAAUAUUCCAAACUAAAUUCUGUCUACUCCACUCACUUUGUGAAAUACUGUAUUGUCUAUCCUGUUAACAUCAUUGCUACAAACAAAUUAUAUUUCCUUUUUUGUUAGAUUUUUACUAACACAAUGAAUUUGGUUGCACCUGGCUAAAUAUAUAUAUGCUAGAAAAAUUAUGUGUUGGAUGACUAUUAGCUAUCAGAAAUGCCACUGUCUUUUUUUAAGUUAGUGACUAAUAGUGAGCAACCACUUAAGAGGAAAAUAACUCAUAAAUUGAUGUUGUCCUUUGAAGACUGAUACUUUUAAGGCACAAAGUGUAUGAGGCUCUGAGUCCAAGACACUAUAACGAAUGUAUGUUGGUGUAUGGAUUCAUUCAGUGUAUGAUUUCAAAAUGGGAAUAUUGGUACAACUCAAAUCCAGCAACAAGGGAACGAGAUGAAUUCUUGGUCUAUCAGAGUACCAAUUUUCUUCUGUUUCAUUCUUCAGUAUUUCAUUUCUACUUUUGACACCUUUUCUUUUGUAGCUUUGGGAUAGUCAUUGAAUACUUGGUUUAUUUUAGUUUCCAUAGAGAUAUUAAUAAAACCAAAACCAGUAAUUAUUAUAUAUUUCACAGACUAGGUACUUCACAAAAAAUUUGAAUGGCUAGUUAAUAUAAUGGAGAUAAAGAGAAAACUACGAAAUCAAGAGAUACAUCAUUUCCCAAGGAUUUACUGAACUAGCCAAAUAUUUGCAUAGGAAUUGCAUCAGUUUAAGCACAUUCAGUCACCUCAGAGCAGUAUUUAGCUGUCUGCUGUCUCAUAUAAAUGCACAUAAUAACACUGGAUUUUAGAGAAAUCCAGGUAUUUAGAAUACAGCGCAUUCACAAUUCACUAACAAAGGAGAUAUCAGUGGGCACCAUAGGCAUCUUUUUAUGAAAUCUGUUUGUUUGUUUUGUUUUUAUAAGAUAAUAUUGGGAUUUCAAUAGACAACUUGAAUAUUAGAGUCAACUAUUCACUUGUAUUUGUAGAUAGAAGCAAUUAGUUGUUGUUUGAUAGUUUGUGUCUGUUUCUAUCAUUUUAAGACUGGCCUCAGUAACAAGCAUUUAAAGACUAUGCAUGCAGUAUAAUUUUUUCCUUGAAGAUGAAUAAUUUUCUGAAAAGUAGAGUUUUGAAAGGGCUGAUAACUGUACUUUCUAACAUUCAAUCCCUUUUUAUCUGAAAAUCAUGUUUUAUUCUGCUCCAGUGCACCUCUGGAAAUAACUCAGCAUAGAAACUCAGUAUAGAAAUAACCUAUUCAGAAAUCCUUUCACAAAAAUCAUUUAUUUUUGCAGUUCUUUUUAUGUGAUUGCUGAAAAACUCCUGCCCUUCUAGUAAAAUAUUUUCUGUAACUCUCUGUUCACCUUUUAUGAAAAAAUACAGAUUCAAAAAAAUCUCUACAACAUGUAUGCAUGUUUACCUAUGUUCUUUACUCGAUAAUAGCGUAGUAAUUUAUUUUUUUGAAAAAAAAGUAUGUGACAAUACUACUAAUUAAAUUAUAAUAACAAUUA
Messenger RNA from Columba livia (rock pigeon), 3232 nucleotides. RefSeq names its product keratocan (gene KERA). The transcript has 4 exons. The record is from RefSeq and is a predicted model, not a curated record. The coding region runs from base 391 to 1449 and encodes 352 amino acids. Lineage: Eukaryota; Metazoa; Chordata; Aves; Columbiformes; Columbidae. Gene Ontology annotation, molecular function: protein binding.